Molecule: messenger RNA, 1106 nt
Organism: Populus nigra (black poplar)
Lineage: Eukaryota; Viridiplantae; Streptophyta; Magnoliopsida; Malpighiales; Salicaceae
Product: ras-related protein RABB1c
Exons: 5
Coding region: 261-896 (211 amino acids)
Cellular component (GO): Golgi apparatus
Molecular function (GO): GTP binding; GTPase activity
Source: RefSeq, a predicted model, not a curated record
GGCAGGUGAAGGAGGGAGGGACAGCGAGGAGGACAAGAAAGAAACAAAGAAGAGAGAAGAGAAGAGAAGCCUCAUAUAACGUGUGCGCUUCGCCGGUGAAAUUCACUAAUUGCAGCCAAGACUUUUAGAUUGCUUUCUCUCGAAGACAAACCCUAAAUCUUCAGAUUUCAGCUAUCAAUUUCUAUCUUCUUUUUCCUUUUCCCUUUUUCCUCAAUCGUAAAAGAAAAGAAGUCUGAUCUGAUCACAGUUUGAUUACAAAAAUGUCAUACGCCUAUCUGUUCAAGUACAUAAUCAUCGGCGAUACAGGAGUAGGGAAAUCGUGCCUAUUGCUUCAAUUCACUGACAAGAGAUUCCAGCCCGUCCAUGACCUCACCAUUGGUGUUGAAUUUGGAGCUCGUAUGAUCACCAUCGACAACAAGCCUAUCAAGCUUCAAAUUUGGGACACCGCCGGUCAAGAAUCGUUUAGAUCUAUCACCAGGUCUUAUUACAGAGGUGCUGCUGGUGCUUUGCUUGUCUAUGAUAUUACCAGGAGGGAAACUUUUAACCACUUGGCUAGCUGGCUUGAGGAUGCAAGGCAGCAUGCCAACGCAAACAUGACCAUUAUGCUCAUUGGUAAUAAGUGUGAUCUUGCUCAUAGAAGGGCCGUCAGCACCGAAGAAGGUGAACAGUUUGCAAAGGAACAUGGCUUGAUCUUCAUGGAGGCCUCUGCAAAAACUGCUCAGAAUGUCGAGGAGGCUUUUAUCAAAACAGCUGCAACAAUAUAUAAGAAGAUUCAGGAUGGAGUUUUUGAUGUAUCAAAUGAGUCUUAUGGGAUAAAAGUUGGGUAUGGAGGAAUUCCGGGGCCAUCAGGAGGCAGGGAUGGCGUUUCUGCUCAAGCUGGAGGCUGUUGCAGUUGAAAUUGAAUACCCAUUUGCUAUACUUGAGUGCAACCAAUUUACAUAUUUAUUCUGUUCUUUAUGAUUUUCUCCUGUUUUUUAGUCUGAACGUUGUGACUUGUUUUCUGCAAGUGUCAAUUCAGGGUAUAACGUAUAUGUAUAAUCCAUCUUGAUGCCGUGUCCAAUGAUUGUAAAUCCAUUGGUUGCUCUUCUGCUUCUCGUUUCCUUCGA